Messenger RNA from Gamsiella multidivaricata, 870 nucleotides. RefSeq lists its product as uncharacterized. The record is from RefSeq and is a predicted model, not a curated record. The coding region runs from base 155 to 772 and encodes 205 amino acids. NCBI's taxonomy places the organism in Eukaryota, Fungi, Mortierellomycota, Mortierellomycetes, Mortierellales, Mortierellaceae. The transcript has a single exon.
GAUCCACGAGAUCUGAAUUCAAGGUAAAAGAGACGUGGCAUUGUAUCUCACUGCAUUAACCAUAGUUCUCCUGGGCGAUGGAGCAGUACUUUUGGACUUUUGCCUGAUUUCUCCAAUAUCUUAUUUGCUCAAUCCUUAGCUUUACAGGAUUAACAUGGCAUUGAUCCUGCCAUACGUCGGUAUCCUUGUUCUCAUGCUCAUCUACCGGGUCUCCGAGAUUGAUCCCUUAACGGGGCAUUGUAGUAUCGGAUUGUUAAAACCAGCGGCGUUGCCACUGAUUCUUUACGACAUCUUUCUGUCGUCCUGGCUGACCGCGCUUUUCAUCCGCCCCCUUAUGAGCUCAACCUCGCUCCUUCAGGGCCCUUCCAAGGGCAAGCUCCGCGAUGUUGCUCGGAGAACGUUACUGGGAUGCGUGAUUGCCCUAGUCCUGAGCUCGGCCAACGUCUUCACAUUAGUCUACUUCCAAGGCCAUGAGCGUGGGUUGAUCUGUCUUACGUCAUGUACACUGGAUGUCACAUUGAACGCGAUUACGAUCCACUGGGUGACUUCGCGCGGCGGUGGACGGGCACCGGGCGGGGGUCGCGGAUCGAGGGAGAGGCGGGUUCUUAGUGCCGUGCAUGGGACGCCUAGCGGGGGCUACGGCUACACGUCAAAUGAGAAGCAGGUCGCGCCUUUGGAGUCUCAUAUGUCGAUCACCGUCGAGUCAUAUGUGGAAGAGUAUCAUCAUCUGUAUGGUGGUGUUGGAAGCAGUUCAGGCACACAACAUUGUUGAGGUGGACUGAUCCUUCAUCCACGACUUUACUUUUCUCCUUGUAUUCAUAGUAGCACUCCCUGAUGACCUUUUCAAAUAAUAAACACCAUCCUUUGCAC